AUGAGAACAAGUUUUUCUCAUGGUUUGGGAUUCAAAGGCAUGGUCUUUUUUUUGGGAGUGGCUCUCAUUUGUUCUCGAGUGGUGGAGGGUAAAACAUUUUCUAAGCAAAAGGUUUUGGAAGUUGAAAGGAAAAUAAACCACCUGAGAAGGCAUGCAUUAAAAAGUAUAAAGAGUGCAGAUGGAGAUAUUAUUGAUUGCAUUGACAUUUACAAGCAGCCAGCUUUUGAUCAUCCCGCUUUAAUGAAUCACACCAUCCAGAUGACACCCAGCUAUGAUCCAACCGAGACUAAAACAAGAACAAAAUGGGAUGAAAAGCACUCUUCCAUGACCGUGACUUCACAACUAUGGCAAAAAAGUGGAAGUUGUCCCAAGGGCACAAUCCCAAAGGCAGUAUUGAUUACAGAAGGUUAUAGCUACUCAGGAGCUAAAGGAGAUAUCAAAGUUUGGAAUCCUAACGUUGAGGCUGACGAUGAGUACAGUACUUCUCAAAUUUGUCUCUCCAAUGGCCCUUACUAUAAUUUUGAAAGCAUUGAAUCUGGAUGGGCGGUAAAUCCGAGUAUAUAUGGGGACAGACAGACUCGUUUAUUCGUAUAUUGGACGGCUGAUGCUUCAAAGACAACAGGUUGCUUUGAUCUCACUUGUCCUGGUUUUGUUCAAACCAGUGAUAUAAUUGCUCUUGGCGCAGCAAUAUAUCCAAUUUCAUUGCCUGGUGGACUCCCAUAUCAAAUAACCAUUUACAUAUUUAAGGAUCCCAGCACAGGCAACUGGUGGGUGCAAUAUGGAGAGAAAAUCAACAUUGGUUAUUGGCCACCUGAUUUAUUCAAAUCUUUAAGCUUUCACGCAGAAACUGUGGAUUGGGGAGGUGAAGUAUACAGCUCCAAAUUGCAACAUGCUCCACACACUGCAACAGCUAUGGGAAAUGGAAACUUUCCUCUUCCUUAUCUGUGCAAUUCAGGCUGCAUAACACGAAUGCGAAUUCAUGACAAUUCUCCAACCUUGAAGUUCCCAGAUUGGGUAGAAACUUAUACGGAUGAGUACAAUUGCUAUGAUGUUAUGUAUGUUGGAGAUUACAUUGAAGAUCCUGAAUUUUUUUAUGGAGGGCCUGGUAGAAAUUAUAUUUGUCCUUAA
This is a messenger RNA of Quercus robur (English oak), 1128 nucleotides long. RefSeq lists its product as uncharacterized. The record is from RefSeq and is a predicted model, not a curated record. Bases 1 to 1128 code for a protein of 375 amino acids. The transcript has 7 exons. Lineage: Eukaryota; Viridiplantae; Streptophyta; Magnoliopsida; Fagales; Fagaceae.